GUAAAGUGUCUCCCUUCUCUGUGAACUUAACUCAUGUCUAUUAUCGUCGUCAUGGGCUUGUGUCUGCGCGCUCUGCUGCUGCGGCUGCGUAAAGUUGCAAACAAAAUGGCACAAUGCGCACACAGAACAUUACAGUCGUAUGUUAAAGCGCAUCUGCUGUGGGGGAGGCGAACAAAACGAGUGAGUGAGUGAGUGAUUCACACCUUCACACUAAAACGAGCGGAUGUGUUGGGCUCUUUUUUUCUCUCUCUCUCUCACUUCCCUCGUCUUCCUUCCAUCUUCAGCUUUGUCAGGCAGGUGCAGACACAACUCGCCUCCUCUUUUGGUCUAAUUAAUAACUGGACUGCGGUGGAUAUGGAUAUGGGGUGUUGGGGCAUCGUCGGCAGAAGAAUUAAGAAUUAAUGAAUUCAUCAAUUAAUCGCAAACCUCAGUCAGGACUUUGAAGGAUGUUUUCUUUUUGAAGGCGUGCGUCCUUUUUGAAGACUGAAACCUUUGACACUGACAAGAGAAUCAGAUUUACUUCUUGGAUGGUGGGAGGUGAGACCAGACCGGACAGAAUGUCAGUAUUGAAGAUCAACAGAGAGAAGGAGCAAAACAUGACCACCGUCACGAUUGCGUCGCAAAGUGCAGUGAGCCGAGCGAGCCUACUGUGAAGAGUGUAUGAACCCCACUGCUGGAGAACUGCACAUUUUCAUUGUGUACGUUAGAUGUUUAAGGACAUUGUAGUUCAGUUUAAGAAGCUGAAUGACUCUUUAUCUGCAGGAAUGUAAUUACCACAAUUACCACCAGAACAUGGAAGAACAGCAAACACAGAGUCAGUGCUGGUUUUGACUCCCCUGUUAAUCCGGUGUCUCUCCGCGUCAACAACGUACAGUAAGACUUUCAUCGAAUAAUCACGUCUACAGUUUACCAAUGGCAAACAUGAAUGGCAUAGAAGAGAUGGCGGUGAAGUGUGUCCUGGUCGGAGACAGCGCAGUAGGAAAGACAGCCCUGCUGGUCCGCUUCACCUCAGAGACCUUCCCAGACUCCUACAAGCCUACGGUGUUUGACAACACAGGAGUGGAGGUGUACAUGGACGGCGUUCAGAUCAGCCUGGGGCUGUGGGACACAGCAGGUAACGACAACUUCAGACAAAUCCGGCCAAGAUCGUACCAGCAGGCCGACAUCGUCCUCAUCUGCUACUCUGUGGCCAACCCUAAUUCUCUGGCCAGCGCUCAGCACAAGUGGAUCGCCGAGGUUCGGGAGAACCUGCCCAAGGUGCCAGUGUUGGUCGUGGCCACCCAAACGGACCUGCGGGAAGUGGGGGCUUAUCGGGGAAGCUGCAUCUCUGCUGCUGAGGGCAGACGUGUGGCUCAGGAACUCCAUGCUAAAGGAUAUCUGGAGUGCUCCUCCUUGAGCAACCGAGGUGUGCAGCAGGUGUUUGAGUACGCUGUGCGGAUGGCUGUCAACCAUGUCAGGAAGCAGGCCAGGAGACGCAUGUUCAGCAUAAACCAGUGCAAAGUCUUUUGACCUUUGACUUGGGGGCUUGCUUUGAACUGUCAUGAUAUGACUUGCUGUUGCAACUCAGCGAAGCCAUGAGGAGGUUUAAGAAAUCCGAGUUGUAUAUGUUUUAUAUAAGUCUUUGUCAUGAUCGAUACAUUACGUCCAGUUUUUUUCAAGCGGGACAUCAGACAAUUGAAACAAUUGAAGCUUUAAUAUGGAUGUAUAAAGUACAUUGUUUGUCUAUUUUUAUAAUUAUUAAUAUCUGAGAUGCGAUGAGGAAAAGAAACAAGUUAAUUGUGGUCUUGAACUUUGUUGGUGGAAAAUGAAAAACACUUGUUUUUCCCAAACUGUGCAUAAACGCAUCGAUAUCCACUGAAUCUUUGUUAUACUGAUACUGAAGAAAAUUACACCAUGACAAUUAUUGUCACUCAGCUCUAAUACUUUUAAAAAAUACAUCACUAUUAAUGAAUUAAGAAGCUCAAGUCAAGUGCUGCAGUUUUUCAGCUCUUAAGAAUCCAGUAAUGUGGGUAUCUUCACAAAGAGUCCAAGGGUACGAGUCAUUUUAGGCAGAUGACAUUGAUAUAAACUCAGCCAAGAACAGACAAACGUGCCUGUACGUUCAAAUGAAAUGUUAUCACUGUCAACAACACAUAUUAUUCAUAAAAACGAAUACUUUUUCGAGAUUUGUCUUGAACUCUGUAGUUAGAGGAACCUGAAAUAACGGCGCAUGGAUAACGUUGUAUGAAAUUUUGAGCUAUCACAAUAGAAACAUGGCACACAUACGAACAGUAGAUAUUUUGUACAUUAUAUUUUUCAUUGGACUUUUUCAGUGAACUGUAAACCUUUUUUUUUUUUUUUUUAACAAAUGAAUAGCAAGAUAUGAUUUGCGACUGUCACUGUUGUGAUGUUUUUUAUGCCAUGGAUUUCAAACUAACGUAGUGCGCGAUCUUUUGCAUUGGAUGUGUUAUCUUUCAAUGUUCCCUUCUAAUUUAUACUUUUUGUUUGUGAAUAUAUGGUCUACUUUGUGUGUAAUGUCUAAUUUUUAUUAAACGUUUGUUUCAUAUA
Messenger RNA from Solea solea (common sole), 2547 nucleotides. RefSeq names its product ras homolog family member H (gene rhoh). Gene Ontology annotation, molecular function: GTPase activity; GTP binding. The coding region runs from base 913 to 1509 and encodes 198 amino acids. The record is from RefSeq and is a predicted model, not a curated record. The transcript is spliced from 2 exons. Lineage: Eukaryota; Metazoa; Chordata; Actinopteri; Pleuronectiformes; Soleidae. Gene Ontology annotation, biological process: small GTPase-mediated signal transduction.